This is a messenger RNA of Dacryopinax primogenitus, 1842 nucleotides long. RefSeq lists its product as uncharacterized. Gene Ontology annotation, biological process: nucleotide-excision repair; transcription by RNA polymerase I; transcription by RNA polymerase II. The coding region runs from base 1 to 1842 and encodes 613 amino acids. Gene Ontology annotation, cellular component: transcription factor TFIIH core complex; transcription factor TFIIH holo complex. The record is from RefSeq and is a predicted model, not a curated record. The transcript has 5 exons. NCBI's taxonomy places the organism in Eukaryota, Fungi, Basidiomycota, Dacrymycetes, Dacrymycetales, Dacrymycetaceae.
AUGGCGACCAAACAGCAGGCAUCUGGUCCUGCUCAAAAGAAAUGGCUUACACGAGCACCAGCUGUGUACAACAAGCUGCCCGGCACACUUUUCCUGGGCCCGGAACGACUCGUCUGGAAACAGGAAGGUGUACCGCAACCAGCAGUUAACGUCAAGCUAGACAAGGCAAGCGCGAUGUUCAACUCGAAAGAAGGCGCACUUCCUGUCCGUCUCAAGCUCACAUUCACCGACAACGAAAAAGGCUUCCAAUUUGCGUUCUCUUCCCCCGAACCCUCGACAGCCCUAGAACACCGAACUUCAUUCGUCAACCACCUCACCCCACUUAUCAAUAGGAACAAGGCUGCCUUGCUUGGCUCGCCCGGUCCUGGUACGCCUGGCACUCCCGGGUCGGGCGACGGGCCCGGCACUCCUGUACCUGGUGUUCCCGCGGGGAGCACAGCCCAGAUCGGAGAAGAGAACCAGCUACGCCGCUCAGUGCUGCUCAAGCAUCCCCCACUCGCCGCUCUCCAUCGGCAGCUCGUCCUUUCCGGUCAGCUCACAGAGACCGAUUUCUGGCAAGGUCGGUCCUCCCUCCUCCUGGCCGAGCGGGCCUCUCAGGAGCAGAAAAGAGGGCGCGCGAGCACCCUGGUGGACCCGAAACCGCAGACAGCGGAGGGAGGGGAUAUCAAGAUUGUGGUUACGCCGCAGUUGGUGCACGAGAUUUUUGAAGAGUUCCCCGUGGUGGGGAGGGCGUAUGCAGAGAAUGUACCGGGAGAAAUGUCCGAAUCCGCAUUCUGGCAACGAUACUUCCAAUCCGCGCUCUUCCACCAAAACCGUGCCUCGACGCGUUCCUCCGCACCCCAAACCCAGAUCAAGCCCGACCCGAUAUUCGACCGCUACCUGGUGCCUGAAGACGAUCAGCCGUCCCCUAUCUCCCGCUCAGCUGGGGGGGCAUUGGAGGAAGUGGACCGAUUGCUAGACCUGGCUGCGACUGAGGAAGACCACGAACAAGGAGGGAACCAAAAGGACGUCACGAUGCGGCCUGGGAGGGAGCGGGGGAUCUUACCCCUUAUCAGGAGGUUCAAUAAUCAUUCGGAGAGGUUGGUCAAGGCGUCUCUGGGAGAGGACGGGAGGGAUGCUGCCGAGGAGGGCGGGGACAGGAAGAGGAGGAGACUGGAGGGAGGCGAGGUGGGCAGGUUCAACCCAAACGACUACUACGACGAGAUCGUCAUCUCCGACCUGAUUGACCAACAUGCCUCGUCCGGCGUACAGCUCGAUAUGUUGAACGCCUCCCUUUUCUCCACCUCCGCUCCUUCAGCAACGCGCGCCUCCCUCCCCCAACGCACACCCGCGGAGUCCACCGCUCUCCUCCACACCUUCCAACAGGAAACAAAAGACUACCUACCAUCUCUUCAUUCUCUGAAGCCUAACCGGCGCGCAGGGGAACAUGCACUACAGAGUAUGACGAGCACCGUGCGCGCUGCACACGUCGCGCACCGGUCUCUCCCGCCUAUACCUCCCGAGUUCCUGAGGGGGAUGACCACCUGCCAGACAGCGGCGAACGAGUUCCUCCGCCAGUUCUGGGGCGCUGUCCUUCCCCCUCCUUCUCUGUAUCCAGCGUAUGGAGGUCAGGAUGUUGGCGGAGGGAGGGUGUUGGGCAUGAGCGGGAGGGAGAGAGCUCAGAAGGCGGGUAAGAUGGCGGGAUUUUUGGCCGGCACGGGGGAAAAGGUGGAUGCUCUCGUGAGGCAGGCUGAGGGGGAGGGGGUGGAUCCGGAGCGGGUGAGGGCGGCAUUUGCACCCCUCAUGUUCGCGGUGGAUAAGGCGCUCAAGGUAUACAGCCAGCGCAGGAAGAAGGCGACAUGA